ACUGGUCUGUUGGCCAGUGUCUGCUGCUGCUGCUGCUGCUGCUGCUGAACAUUGUUUACCUUGGUAGUGCUGCUGUGUCUGCUUCAUGUACAACUAUAUAGUGUCUACUGCGUCUGUGUAGACUCUAUAUAGUGUCUGCUACAUGUGUAUAGCGUGUUGUAGUAACUGUAGCGCAGCAUCAUGAGUGUUGGAGUAUGGAGGACCAGGAGGAGCGUCUGCUUGACCAAGAGGAGUGGCAUGUGGAAGCUGCUGCUGUCAUCCAGGAUGUGAAGGACUGUGUCUCCCAGAUUCAAGUAUCCUCCCUUCCCUCCUCAAAUACCACCAUUUAUUUCAAUCUUACCACAAGGGAAGAUAAUAUCUACUGCAUUGAGCUUACUGCUUCAGGAUUCAGAAUUGUAGGAGCUAAAUACGACGACAACUCUCAGCCUUCAGAAAAUCACUUUGAAACUCCUUACGCAUUGCUGGACAGCAUUAGCCCCCUGUACCGUGAAAGUUUUAGUUCAGCUUUAGCUGCUAAGCUGAAUACUUUACUUGGGGAGACUGACAAAGAAGAAAUGGAGUCUGUUGAUUAAUAACUUUAGGUCAUUAUUGCUGUGUAUAUAGAACAUGUGUGUAAACAAUAUAUUUGUGUUUGAAGUAGCAAUACGCUGCAAUACGAAAUUUUACCCCAGCAGUGUUAGUGUGUGAAAGGUAAAGUGUAUUAGAUAAUUUGAAGAGUAAGAAGUGUGAUGUAAUAAAUUUAAUAUCAGAUAAUGAAGGCUUGAUAAUUUCUGUAUCAGGACAGUUAAAAAAAGACAAUACAGUAUGAUAUAAGCUUAUUAUAUAAGAAUAGUAAAUUAUGUUUCCUUGCAAUAUCUGAAACACAUUUUAGCUUCUAACUCACAAGCAGGAGAACGGAUGGUACAAAAGCCAAUAAUGUGACCCGACGAAGUUUGGAAAGUGAAGCAGCUGCUUCUUUCACGGGUACCUUAC
Molecule: messenger RNA, 972 nt
Organism: Cherax quadricarinatus
Lineage: Eukaryota; Metazoa; Arthropoda; Malacostraca; Decapoda; Parastacidae
Source: RefSeq, a predicted model, not a curated record